Fundulus heteroclitus (mummichog) is the source of this 1545-nucleotide messenger RNA. RefSeq names its product coiled-coil domain-containing protein 85C-like. Lineage: Eukaryota; Metazoa; Chordata; Actinopteri; Cyprinodontiformes; Fundulidae. The transcript has 3 exons. The record is from RefSeq and is a predicted model, not a curated record. Bases 1 to 1545 code for a protein of 514 amino acids.
AUGAUGGAAAAAGGCGCACAGCGGCCGUCUAAGAGCGCGGAGAGUCCGGCGGAGGACAUCGCCAAACUCAGCGACGAGGACCUGCUGAGGUGGAGCAAGCAGAAGCUGGUGCGGCGGCUGCGCCAUGCGGACACGGAGAAAAGGGGCGUCAUCGUGGAGCACGGCAAUCUGAUGCGGGAGGUGAACCGCAGGCUUCAGCAGCACCUCACGGAGAUACGGAAUCUGAAGGACGUGAACCAGAAACUGCAGGAGGACAACCAGGAGCUGCGGGAUCUGUGCUGCUUCCUGGAUGACGACCGGCAGAAGGGGAAGCGGGUGUCGCGGGAAUGGCAGCGGCUGGGCCAAUUCAGUGCGGGUUUGAUGAGAAAGGAGGUGACCAUUUACCUGCAUAAGUUAAAGGAGCUGGAGCAGCGGCAGUUGGAGGUUGUCCAAGAGAAUCUAGAGCUGAAGGAGGUGUGCUCAAUGCUGGAGGAGGAGCGAGCUGCUGCCACAGCUGCAGGAGGAGGUCGCGUUCAGGGAGAUUGUGGCUUCAGGAGCUCAACAGAUAACCAGAGCAGUCUGUCUCAGCUCGGAGGGGGUGGACCUACACCUGGCUUGCAGCGGGACGUCGGUGAUGGGAGUAGUACCUCAAGUGCAGGAAGCACGGAUAGCCCCGAUAACCACCAACACAAGCUGCCUCACCUGAACUCCAGUGCAAGCCCAGGAUCAGGGUCAAGGUACUCUUCGGAGAAACAUGGAGACAUAUGUGAAUCCCCUGGUAGGAGAAAUAGCUCCACACCUGAGUACCAAACCUUCCCUCAGUCUUGCCGACCCCGCGGUGGAUCCCUUACAAACCUAGAACCCUAUGGCCUUGGAGGACACUGGCUCGAGAAGCACAGUAAGUCCCCCACCAGACUACCUUGGGACUCUAACUCCAAACCCUACAACUCUGAUCUACUGGCUCAAAAACCAUUUCUGAUGUCAGGGCAUGUGUCACCAGGCUGCAGGAAGGGCUCGGCUAAGUCCAGCCCUGAGCUGAGUCAGAGACAGCGUCAGGGAGAAAAUCUGGGGACCAGCUGUGAGGGUCCGGAGACCCAGCAGCCAUCAUCGGGAAACUUGGAGCAUCAGAGGAAAGGUCGGAUGAUUUUUGGGAGCCCAAAAUCUAUGCGUCACCACUAUAAUUAUUAUCCCAGUCCUGGAGGGGAGCAUAGUGAGGGAAGAUAUGCCAGUGGCUCCCCUGGAAGGGAGAGGGGGCAGAGAAGGGCUGUGGAAGAGGAGAUGAGCCCCCAUCAUCAGAGUGUGUACAACGCAACUUCAAAUGAAAGCAGCAAUUCGCCUACCAUUACUCUCUGGCGACAGCUGCUAGAGCUCUCGUUUUUUCCCUCAGCGGUGUCUCACAGGCACAGACUGCUGCUGCGAGUCCUUCCCUCCUUCCCUCAGUGCUGUCUCACAGGUUGCUGCCUCGUUUUGAAAGCCCUGCAUGCAGUCAGAGCGAAGAGAGCAGCAAAGAGACCUGCUUUAUUUUCCCAUUGCAAAUGUAUAACACAUGCACAAUGCUGCAGAUGA